CAACCAGAAACUGUGUUUAGGGUGGGGUUUCCAGUCAUCAGUCUCAGGUUUGGGGUUUUCUUCAGAUCAAGCAGGAUUAGACUGUAUAGAUGUUCAUAAAAGAGUUGAGAUUUCAGUCUCCAGAACCAGGGAGUAUAGAUGUUGACAAGAACAGAUGAGUAACCCAGCUUGCUUAGAAAAGGAAGAUUAGGAAAUUUGGGGGAUACUUUUACACUGUCCGGAGACAGGAUUUCUUUGAGCAAGUUCUUUUCCCCCAUCCUUGCUCCCUUAAGCUGUUUAUUGGAUUUCUGCAAGAAGAAGGCCACAGAGAAGGAUGGUGUUGGUUGGGGCAGUAGUUCUGAUCCUUCUCGGUGUGCUCUGCUCCAUUGUCUUUGCAUCUUUUCAAAUGUACAAGAAGAAAGGAGAGCUGCCUCCAGGACCCACUCCCUGGCCCAUCCUGGGGAACCUAUUUCAGAAGAAUAUCCUGCCUUUGUACAAAUCCUAUUCUAAGCUUGCCAAGAAGUAUGGCCCAGUCUUUACUGUGUGGAUGGGACCAAAACCUCUGGUUGUACUCUGUGGAUAUGAGGUGGUAAAAGAUGCCCUGGUGCAUCAUGCUGAAGAGUUUGGUGGGCGUCCUGAUAUCCCCUUUGAUGUGAGAGUAACGAAGGGUCAAGGAAUUCUUAGCAAGAAUGAGACCAAAUGGAGGGAGCUGCGCCGGUUCACCCUGUCCACCUUGAGGAACUUCGGGAUGGGAAAGACAGCCAUGUCCAAGAGGGUGCAGGAGGAAGCUCUCUGCUUGGGAGAGGAAAUAGCUACCACACAAGGACAGCCUUUUAACCCAAAAGGGAUCAUCAUGAAUGCAACUUCUAAUGUGAUCUGCUCUGUCAUUUUUGGUAACCGAUUUGAGUAUGGCAAUCAGACCUUCCUGAAGCAAUUGUACAUUUUGGCAAACGAAGUGGGCUACUUUCAUAGUUUCUUAGGACUGAUCUACAAUACUUUCCCCAAAAUAAUGGAUUAUUUUCCUGGGAAACACACCAAGAUUUUUGCUGAUUCUGAAAAAGUCUGUGAUUUUAUCCGUGAGAAGGUGGAAUUCCACAGGAGGACAUUGGAUCCUCAGAACCCCCGUGACUAUAUUGACUGCUUCCUUAUCAGGUCAGAGAAGAAUUCCUCAGAGGAUUUUUAUAGCAUUGAAGAUCUUGUCAUGUCUGUGUAUGUACUCUUUUUUGCUGGGACAACAACCACAAGCCAAACUUUGCUCUACAGCCUUCUGGCAAUGGCUAAAUUUCCAGAUAUUCAAGCUAAGGUGCAACAGGAGAUCAAUGAGGUGGUGGGUGCAAACCGCAGUCCAACCACGGAAGACCGGUUGAGGAUGCCUUUCACAAAUGCUGUUGUCCACGAGAUCCAACGGUAUCAGAAAGGGAGCCUUGAGAACUUUCCACGGGCAACAACUUGUGACACAAAAUUCCAUGGCUACAACAUUCCCAAGAACACGGCUGUUGUGCCAAUGCUCUCCUCUGUACAUUUUGACCCUCUCCAGUGGGAGACUCCAGAGAGGUUCAACCCAGAUCAUUUUUUGGAUGAAAAGGGCCAGUUCAGGAAGAGAGACGCUUUCAUGCCAUUCUCGGCAGGGAAGCGGGCCUGUCCAGGGGAGGCCCUGGCUCGAAUGGAGCUCUUCCUGUUCUUCAGCACUCUGCUCCAGAAGUUCACCUUCCAUAUGGCUGGGGACAGCAAAGACACAGAUAUAUGGUCUUUGUUUAUGGACUUCAGAAAUAAGAAUCAAUUCCCCCUUAUACGAGCCAUUAGAUGUUCAGAGACACUUCUGUUCAAUAAUUAGGAGAAAGAAAGAAGCAGAGAGUUUGAAAAAAAAUAUCAUUUUCAGAACUGUAGUACUAAGAAAUUCAUUCUUUCUUUAAUCACUUCUCUGAAGCAGAUUUCUGAGAGCAUUUCUGGAUAUUCAGGAAUGUUGAGGAAACAACAUCUUCUAGACUACUUUUUCUUCCUACUUAAAAUAUUGUCUAUCCCUCAAGGAUGCCCAGGAUAUGGGGUCUUCCUAGUACUAACUUGUUCAACAUGUCAGAGAAGAAAUAUACCACCACUAUCCCUUUUUAAAAAUAGAAUAUUUGUAUUAUUUUAAUUGCUAGAAUAAACAGAAAAAUAAAUCUUUUAAUUGG
Messenger RNA from Candoia aspera, 2150 nucleotides. Its product is annotated as cytochrome P450 2C5-like. The record is from RefSeq and is a predicted model, not a curated record. Gene Ontology annotation, molecular function: heme binding; oxidoreductase activity, acting on paired donors, with incorporation or reduction of molecular oxygen, reduced flavin or flavoprotein as one donor, and incorporation of one atom of oxygen; iron ion binding. The transcript is spliced from 9 exons. Lineage: Eukaryota; Metazoa; Chordata; Lepidosauria; Squamata; Candoiidae. Gene Ontology annotation, cellular component: cytoplasm; intracellular membrane-bounded organelle. Gene Ontology annotation, biological process: xenobiotic metabolic process; epoxygenase P450 pathway. The coding region runs from base 314 to 1813 and encodes 499 amino acids.